This is a messenger RNA of Cercospora beticola, 5404 nucleotides long. RefSeq names its product Bud4p (gene BUD4). Gene Ontology annotation, molecular function: GTP binding. The record is from RefSeq and is a predicted model, not a curated record. Lineage: Eukaryota; Fungi; Ascomycota; Dothideomycetes; Mycosphaerellales; Mycosphaerellaceae.
CUGCCCUCUUGUUCUGCGCCGUCUUCACACUCUCACAAUAACAUUGUCUUCAUUCGUUUGGGCAAUGAGAUGACAGGCGCAUCAGCAGGCACUUUGCACAGCUUCUUCUUCACACCGCUUGUUAUUCUUCCGCAACGCGAUUAUUGCAUCUGAGCGCAGAGCCGCAACGGCGCCGGUGUGAAGUUCGGCUCGCCAGCGACAACAUUCCAGCGUUUGAGCCGUGCUGCUGCAUUGUGCACUCGACACACGCUGUUCUCCCGGCGCAAUGGAUUCCGUCCAGCCGCUGCGCAUCUCCAAGUCCGGCAACACGCCUUCAUCCACGCCCAACAAGAUGGCCGCCACUCGGGCUGCGCUUUCCGAGAUCACCAGCGUUUCUCCACGACGCAACUCCCCCAGCUACAACCAGGCGACGAGGAAGAUGAUCGUCUCGCGCGACUCCUCGCCCUACACCGACAACUCCUCUUUCCUCAACGAGAACUCCUCGCCGCGCGAUUUCUGGAAGACGAGGGACCCCAUGUCGCCCUCUCGCUUCGACAACGAGGCCUCAUCCGACCGCGAGAACUCGCCCAAUCUCCUGUCGGCCAAGCGAAGAGCCAGCAUUGAGAGGCUGAGGCAAGCCGGCCGCGUCAAGCAGAGCAACAUCUUUGCCUUGGAGAACAAGGAUGCGUACGAUCCAUCGAGCUUACCCAUCGUCGAGCGCCCGAGUGCGAACCGCCCGCUGAGCGGGAACUUGGCCAACAACCACUUCACCAGAUAUGACAGCCUUAAGAAAGAGAACAACCCGCUGCAGAGCCCCAAAAGGCCAUCGGCACAUAAGCGCACUGAGAGCGAGACGGCUGUCUCCAUCCCCAGCAGCCCACAGGCAAAGUCCAUUUCUUCACCAUCCAAGGAGCCGGCAUCCUCACCUACCAAAUCUUCGCUUUCACGCACCAGUCAAUUCGGUUCUUUCGAGCACGACAGUGGGCCAUGGUCUGACGGUGACGACCGCGCGCCUACUCCUCGCGCCAUACACCGCCACAACAAAAGUGUCACCUUCCACGAAGCCGAGCCAGAGAUCAACGUCUACGAGAACCCCACACCGGAGCCCUCAGUAUCAGCAGCAUCUGGCUCCCGAGAGGGUAGCUUCGACUCGGAUGAGUACUACGAUGAAUACAGCUUCGAGCGUGGGAGUUCGCUCGAGCCAUAUCACAAUGAUGACAGCUUUGACGCAGACUUGGAGAAUGUCGACAAGACGCCUGUCGUUUUGCCAGAAGACUGGUCGCGCAUGUCGCCCGACGAAGCUCGCCGAGAUCUUGUUGACGAUGGAGACGAUGUCUUCGAGGGCUCCUCUAUAGAGGUGCAGAGGCAGCAUCUUUCGCGAUCUGGAAGCCUGGCUUCAGAAGGCGAGUCCCGCCCAUUGCCUCCACUUCCUGCUUUCAUGAAUGGCCGCCGAGAGUCAGCUGCAGCUGUUGCUGAGCGUGCCUCGAACCUUGCACGCAACCUGCCUUCUCCACCAAAGCGGGCUUCGUGCGGCAAGGACAUUCACACAGAAGAAUCCGCAGAUCGCCCGAGCUCGAAACACUCUGAAGGCCAUGCGGAAAUGACCAUAACCAAUCUGGACACGGGAGAGAAGUCCGACGUGGCAAUCAAGGAAGAAGAGCCUGAGGAAGAGUCUCACCUUGCGGACCUCCCUGACUUCGACGAUGAUGAGCCACCCACCAUUUCCAGAGAAAGCAUUCUGCGCAAGGUUCGCAAUUCCAGAUACGAAUUUGAGGACGAAGAAGAAACCCCAACAGAGGCGGGCGACAGUCCGGAGCGUCCAUCAUACAAGGAGCUGGCCAUGAUGCACCCAGAUGAGCCCAUUCCAUCGCGAGAAAAUAGCCACGACGUGAGCGAGCACUCUCUUGGCCCACUUGGCCACGAGAGAUAUGAGUCUGCAGAGGUCGAGAUUAAGGAUGAGCCACUUGAAGAUGACGACGCCAUUGACUUGAGCGCUAUCCCAGUCGCUGACGAGUCGUUGUUGUCUGAACCAGCAAGAUCACCUUCGCGUUUGGAUGACUACGAACGCCAAUCUUCUGUCCUUCGUCACGAUGUUAGCAACAACGACGACUCCGAGAGCCAGUACUCCUCUGUUGAGCCGGAUGCCGAGAGCACAGUUCUACAGGCUCAGUCUGAUAAAGAGCCGGAAGCUGAUGAUGUAAAGGAGAAGCUAGAGGAUGCCAUGCAGCUGCUCACAGUCAAGGACUACUCGCAGGCUGAGUCAGCUCCACAGAAGUCGACCAGUGGAGACUUCAUGGGUCUACCAUCCUACCUCGCCUCCGAUGACUUCGAUUUCGGCAUGAAGGACUACAUUGUCCGAUCACCAGCACCAGAGGAGUCAACCAAACAGACGGAUAUUGUCUCAAGUGCGCCAGUUCUGCAGCCAUCGGUCGCAAGCGAGCCGCAGGUUGAAGCCAAACCAGUUCUCAAGGAUCUGCCACGUCCUACAUAUGAUGGCGCUGACUACGAUGAUGGCGAGUUCUCUCCGCCAGGCAGUCCUGAUUCGGUCAUACAUCACUCCAGCAGUGAGGUGCACGAUUUCGAAGAGCUUCCUCCACCAGUCGAGUCCAAACUAGAAGUUCCAGUAAUCCCCGAGCGGAGGGCUACCAUCAAGACGAACGGUCAGCUCAAAGCUCGACCAUCCGCGACUCCAGCCGACUUGCGCAUGAUGGCUGAACAGCGACGAAUCGUUAGUGCCGGUCAUCCUGUUCCACCCAUCCCGCAAGCAUACCAGGCAGAGGUUGAACAAGCCAGCGAGAUUGAGGAGCCAUCGCAGUAUUCGUCAGACGGCAAUGAAUCGAAAGCAGACUCUGCCGUUGAGUCCACUCAAGAGACUACUCGUGAAACUACUCGUCGUCGAGGGAGCCGAAAGCAGCUGAAGCUUGAUCUGGAUAUUCCUCGUGUGACCGCUGACGAUGACGAUGGCCUUGGACUUGAACACGAGUUCGAGCGAGUCAUCGAGAACCAAAAGAAAGGAUACCUCAUGCGCCAGAACACGAAGCUCGUUGUGGCUACUAACCGCAACUUCUCUGGCGACAGCAAUGGGACAGCGAAGUCCAACGAGCCUCCCAUGUCACCAACAGCAGAAGCACGACCAAGCUCUCGUGGCGGGCGCAGUGCGAAUUCGAGCCCUCGCAAGGGCAGCGGGAUCCUCGAAACGGAAGCAUGGAAUGGCAAGGCACGUAGGAAGAGCCAACGCCAGGCGUCAGCGGCACAGCACUCGACCGGUCCUGCUCCACCUCUACCAGGUCAAGCGAGUGUUCUUGGUGUUGUCAACGAAGACUUUGCCGCAGGCACGAGUAGCCUUGAAGACGAUGUCGGAGAAGGCAUCGAACGUGGCCGACUUUUCGUCAAGGUUGCGGGAGUCAAGGAACUGGAUUUGCCAAUGCCCAAGAACGAUCGACUGUAUUUCCAGCUUACUCUCGACAACGGACUCCAUUGUGUUACGACGACCAGCCUGGAGCUGGGACGAAAUGCACCAAUCGGGCAGGAAUUCGAACUGGUAGUACUGAAUGACCUGGAGUUCCAGCUUACUCUGAACACCAAGCUCCCGCCACCACCAAAGCAGCAUAUUCCGCUCAACGCACCCACUUCCCCUACGAAGGGCUCGAAGCAUCAAAAGACCAGCAGUCUGUCACGUUUCUUGACGAGUCCAAAGAAGCGUGCUGAGAAGGAGCGCCAAGAGAGAGAAGCGGCAGAGGCUGAAGAGCGCCGCUUACUCGAGGAGGAGCGUCGGAAGCGUGCAUCUGUUGCACCAACAGCUUGGGAUCUGCUGCACGAUCUUGUGAAUGCUCAAGACGGCUCAUUCGCACGCGCGUACGUCAACUUGCGCGCACAUGAGAAGCAAUGCUUUGGCCGCAAGUUGAUAGUCGAUGUGCCAUGCUACAACGAAUGGGCUCUCGAGCGGGAUUCGCAGGUCGUCAACAGUGUGCGGAGUAAGCGUGGAAAUGCUGGUCCAGUUCGACGACCACCGUACAUUGUCGGCUUCCUCCAACUUGAACUUCUCUACGUGCCAAAGCCAGCCGGAGCGGCGGACGAAGACAUGCCGAAGAGCAUGAGCAGUGCAGUACGGGAGAUGAAUAGAGCAAGCGAGCGUGUCGAGGUUGUACACGAGGGCCAUCUCAGUCAGCAAGGUGGUGACUGUGUUCACUGGAGACGGCGAUUCUUCCGGCUGCAAGGCCCGCGGUUGACCGCAUACCACGAGCAUACUCAGCAAAAGCGGGCCGUGAUCAAUCUCACUAAGGCUACACGCCUGGUGGACGACAAGAGCACCCUUGUAGCUGAUCCAAAGUCUGGCAACCCUGGAAACAAAGGUGGCCGCCGGAAAUCUGCAUUUGCAGAAGAGGAUGAAGGAUAUGCCUACGUGGAGGAGGGCUUCCGAAUCCGCUUCGCCAAUGGAGAGACAAUCGACUUCUAUGCCGACAAGACAGCAGACAAGGCAGACUGGAUGGUGGCAUUGAGUCAAGUCAUCGGCAAAGCUGACACGGGCAAGAAGUCCGCUUCCUGGACGGACCUUGUCCUGUCGAGGGAGAAAGCCGAAGGCAUCCCAUCAACGCCUCAAAUUUCCUCAGGCACGGACGUGCGCGACUUCACGAAACCUCCUGCCCCAGCUCGCAAGCUGAGUGACCGUAAGCCAGUGGCCAGCAGCGUUCCAAACAGUCCCGUGAAAGGUUCAGCUUCAAUUAUGGAUCUCCCGCUUGCACCUCUCGCAAAUUCUGGAAUGAGACCUAAGACGCCUCCCAUGAGCCCUCGACGAGGCCAUCGCUCAAGAGACGCAGUCAAGAGCAUGAUCUUCUAGGAGGAGUGCUCAGAGCGCCGCUUCGCUUUUGAAGCUUCGAAGGCCCAAAGUCAGGAUUUGGACGGUCCUUGAAAGUGUACAAGACACCAGUCUUUCCCAUGUCGUUCGAUCACAUGUCAAUCGUCUGGAGUUGGACAGACGGACUUUUUCGUUACGUGCUUGUCACCAAGCAUCUCUCAUCUGUCGCUUCUUGUUCCGAGGCUUUGUACACAUCAUUGUAUGAUGCAGUGUGUUUGAUGACAGCAGCGAUCUCUUCUUUUUGCACGCUUGUUGUGUCGAUACUUCUCAAUCGAUCAUUGAGCGUCGUCGGUGGCGUUGGAAAAUGUUGGAUGCAUUUCGAGCGCUUCGUUCAAAACAGUUUUCUUGUAUUCGUUUCCAGGAGUUCGGAAGGGAGGAUGGUUGGCUGGGCGGAGUACUGGGAAAUGUGUAAUGAAGAAGAAAAGGAUGCCCGAAGUGCAGCACCAGCAGCGACAGACAGACUCCCACUCGUAACUUUUUACUUACAUACGGACUUUUGCACACUUGACACGGACUAUGCACACCUUUUGAACUUCUCAGACUGUCUCUCAAAACGUGCAUGGAUAAGCU